Neomonachus schauinslandi (Hawaiian monk seal) is the source of this 405-nucleotide messenger RNA. RefSeq names its product testis expressed 43 (gene SPMIP10). The coding region runs from base 1 to 405 and encodes 134 amino acids. Gene Ontology annotation, biological process: flagellated sperm motility. Lineage: Eukaryota; Metazoa; Chordata; Mammalia; Carnivora; Phocidae. The record is from RefSeq and is a predicted model, not a curated record. The transcript is spliced from 3 exons.
AUGGCCUCAGGGAAAGACACUUGUCCUAUCUUACCUAAGCUUGCCAAUAGCUGUUGUGAGGAGAGUUCAUAUAAGCCUUCUAAUAAGUGUAAUGAGGUUCAUUUACCACGGUUUUCAUUAAAGCAAGGGAUGAUCCCAAGACGUUACAUUAUGCCUUGGAAAGAAAACAUGAAAUUCAGGAAUGUGAAUCUGCAGCACGCAGAAGCGUGUGGGAUCCACGCUGGCCCUUUAGAAGACUCUCUGUUUUUGAAUCACAGCGAAAGGCUUUGCCAUGGGGAAGACCAGAAAGUUGUCUUGAAGAAAGGCCCCCCAGAAAUAAAAAUUGCCGAUAUGCCUCUGCAUUCGCCGCUCUCCAGAUACCAAAGCACUGUGAUCUCCCACGGCUUCAGGAGGCGACUGGUCUGA